Protopolystoma xenopodis is the source of this 351-nucleotide messenger RNA. NCBI's taxonomy places the organism in Eukaryota, Metazoa, Platyhelminthes, Monogenea, Polystomatidea, Polystomatidae. The record is from the annotation of a GenBank genome assembly.
UUACCCAAGGCUAUUCCCUUGAAUGAUCCAGGCGACAACAAACAGACCUCUCUGACCCGACCUCGGCAAACGGCUGGUGGAUCUUCCUUGAAACAGUCAAAUAUUUCGUUCAACCUGAGACUAAAGGUAGAAGAGGAGCCAAAUGAUGAAUACAAUGAUACACUCCUGGCACGCGAGAAGAUCGCCAAUACGAUAUGGCUAUUGGCAGGCCUGUCCGAAGAUACCCGGCGUGUGACCAGCGCUUCAAUCGGGAUCCAGACAUUGAUCGAAUUUAUUGAGGCAGGUUCGCUCUCAGUUUUGCAGUCUGAAUGUUUUCAUGUGGUAUUAAGUCAAUGCUAUAUUGUUUUGUGA